AUGAGGGCUCACAGGGAAGCGAUCUCGGCGGCAUCGCGUGUCGCGUCCUCUCUGGUUCGUAGCCACGGGGUGGAAGGACUGGGAUAUGCGGGGGACGUGGUGAACGUGCCAGCUGGCUUCACGCGCAGCAAGCUCAUCCAACGGAAGGCCGUCCUCCCACCAUCCCCCAAACCCAGAGGUGGAAGGGCUCGGAUACGCGGGCGAUCAAGUGAACGUGCCAGCCCGCUUCGCCCGCAACAAGCUGAUUCCCCUCAAGGCCACUCUCCCCCUUUCCCCUAUCCGCCCUCCGCGCAUCAUCAGGAGGUGGAAGGGCUCGGAUACGCGGGCGAUCAAGUGAACGUGCCAGCUGGCUUCGCCCGCAACAAGCUCAUCCCCCAGAAGGCCGCCCUGCCCGCCAUCCCCAAGUUCCUGCGCCAGGUGCGCCUGGCCAUGGAGGCGCAGGGGGGGGCGGGGGGACAGGCGCAGGGGGGGGCGCGGGGGGAGGCGCAGGUGGAGGCGCGAGGGGAGGCGCGGGGGGAGGCGGGGGUGAAAGCGGAGGGGGAUGGGGGGAGAGGGGGCGAGGAGGGGAGUGAGGUGGUUACGAUGGAAGAGAGGGUGAAGCAGGCGGAGGAGAUUGCAAGACGACUCGACAGCCAACAACUGUCGAUCCGAGCCGUCACACCCAAGAGAUCCUCCGAGCUGCGGCAACCAAUCACGCAGCGCCACAUCAUCAGCGAGGUUCGGCGACAGUUCGGCAUCCAGCUAUCCGAGGCAAACGUACCUCUGUCCGCACCUCUCUCCUCCAUCGGGGAUUUUGAAGUGCCGCUGAGGUUCCCGCGCUCUGUUCCGCUGCCGGGGGAGAGAGAGCAGGUUCAGCUGGAUGUGCGUGUCAGGAGGCGUUGA
Closterium sp. NIES-65 is the source of this 882-nucleotide messenger RNA. The record is from the annotation of a GenBank genome assembly. NCBI's taxonomy places the organism in Eukaryota, Viridiplantae, Streptophyta, Zygnematophyceae, Desmidiales, Closteriaceae.